AUGGGCAACCGACGACGCCGCCAGUCGGCCUUAAUACGUUCGAUCCAAGCGGGGCUGUUGCGCGAUCCCGAUCGGUUUAAGAAAUCUGCAUGGGGGCACUUUGUCGCAUUCUUUACUUUCCAACGAAUCAAACUGGUUCGUUUUGAGAGCCAGCUCUUUGCAAAGCUGCGACAAGAUGUCUGGAACUUCGAUGAAAAUGAAUACCAAGCAAGCUUCCACACAACGCGAGGCCAGCUGCCCUUGAGCGCUAUGGGCGACCUUGGAUACUCAGGCUCGACAUUCUUUACUACCUUUGAUGGACAUCUCGUCGUCAAAAGUCUCCCACGUCGAUUUGAGCACACAUUUUUCCAAUCCGAUUUACUCGAACCUUAUUGUGACUAUAUGCGGGAACACCCAGACUCGAUGCUCGUUUGGAUCACCGAUUAUAUCGUCUCACCCUACGUCACUCUGGGCACGAUCUUUGGAUGCACGCCUGCUCAUCAUAUUAUCAUGGAAAACAUUCUCUGCGGCAAAACUGAAGAUCCCAACGGUGACAAUUGGGAGACCUACGAUCUCAAGCCAAUCGACUACUUCUAUCCAGAGCGUGAUCUCAUCCCAGCACCUCUUAUCAGCGAAGCUACCUUAAGUAGACUAGCAGACACCUUCAAUGAUAAGCUUCAUCUCUGGCGAGCUGACUAUGAGAGCCUUUGGGAGGCUAUUGAGGCGGACACGAAGUUUCUGCAGGACGCCAAUGCCGUUGAUUACUCUAUUUUCCUGGUCCGAGUUCCUGCUACUUCUAACCCCACAGUGCUGGGAAGAAAAAGCCCGUGGCGAGUGGGGAUUCCCUCUGCAGAUGGUCAAUGGAAGUAUCGGGCGGUAGUCCUGGACUUUUUCUGGGCUAAGCACAAGCUUCAUGCACAGGCCUUGUCUGGGGUCGUUCAAACCUUCAAUGUUGUGGGUCGGAAGGGUCCCAUGUCGAUCACGACGACUGCGACAGAAUAUCGCCAGAAAUUCCUUACAAUGAUCUCUGAAAUGAUUGAAGUGCAUGAUAAGCAUCAAUCAGAUUGA
Molecule: messenger RNA, 1047 nt
Organism: Penicillium macrosclerotiorum
Lineage: Eukaryota; Fungi; Ascomycota; Eurotiomycetes; Eurotiales; Aspergillaceae
Product: phosphatidylinositol phosphate kinase family protein
Exons: 2
Coding region: 1-1047 (348 amino acids)
Biological process (GO): phosphatidylinositol metabolic process
Molecular function (GO): phosphatidylinositol kinase activity
Source: RefSeq, a predicted model, not a curated record